Molecule: messenger RNA, 3510 nt
Organism: Thamnophis elegans (Western terrestrial garter snake)
Lineage: Eukaryota; Metazoa; Chordata; Lepidosauria; Squamata; Natricidae
Exons: 19
Coding region: 131-3391 (1086 amino acids)
Biological process (GO): DNA integration
Molecular function (GO): nucleic acid binding
Source: RefSeq, a predicted model, not a curated record
AUUUAUCUUUACCCAGAAAAUGUAAAUACUUACUGAUUUCUCUGUUAAUGCAAUCAUCAAAAGACCACCAUAUAUAUAAGAGGCAAGAUACCACACAUCUCUCACUCAGAGAAAAAGCUGGCAAGGCAAAAUGAAGCCUUGGGCUGGUUUCCACCUGAUUUUCCUGGUUGCUAUUUCGGUGGAGGGUGACGUCUCAAAUUAUGGCACUGGAGGAUCCCAGGACACUGAAGCCACUUGCUGUGCACGUGAGUUCCAGCUGUCUGAACUUUCAGAGCUGAAGGGCCUAACACAAUGCGGAACGGACAAGAUUAUUCUCCAAGGUCAGGCUGGGAUACCUGGAAUUCCAGGUGUGCCAGGAACAAACGGAUCCCCAGGGCUAAAGGGUGACCAAGGUCCUCAGGGGCCCCCAGGUGAAAGAGGAUCUGCUGGGAUAACUGGAAAAGCUGGACCGAAAGGAGACAAAGGAGACAAAGGAGAUGCCUGCAGAUUAGACAAUUGUCCACCGAAAGAGAUUGAAGCCAGAAACUGCAAGGACCUCCUGGAACGUGGGGAGACCCUGACUGGCUGGUAUACAAUCUACCCAACCAAGGGAUACCCGGUGGUGGUUUUCUGUGACAUGGGGACUGAUGGAGGAGGCUGGUUGCAAUUCCAGAGGCGGCAAGAUGGGUCUGUGGAUUUCUACCGUGACUGGGAAUCAUACAAGAAAGGAUUUGGAAAUCAAGGAUCAGAAUUCUGGCUGGGCAAUGAUAAGAUCCAUCUUCUCACCAAUUCUGGAACACAUCAGUUGAGGAUUGACCUGGAAGAUUUCAAUGGUUCCAGAACCUUUGCAAUAUAUUCCAGUUUCAGAAUUGCAAAUGAAAGUGAAAAUUACAAAUUAAUAUUGGGUUCUUAUUUGGAUGGCAACAUGGGUGAUUCUCUCUCAGGACACAAUGACCAUCCGUUCUCUACCAAAGACAGAGACAAUGAUAUCUAUGAUGGAAAUUGUGCCGUAAGUUUCAAAGGAGCCUGGUGGUACCAUAAGUGCCACACUUCCAACCUGAAUGCCCUGUAUCACAAAGGAGAACAUACUUCUUAUGCUGAUGGCAUCAACUGGCAUUCUGGGAAGGGGCUCCAUUAUUCCUACAAGUAUGCAGAUAUGAAAAUUAGACGAACACAGCAGUUGAGGAUUGAUCUGGAAGAUUUCAAUGGUUCCAGAACCUUUGCAACAUAUUCCAGUUUCAGAAUCGCAAAUGAUAGUGAAAAUUACAAAUUAAUGUUGGGUUCCUAUUUGGAUGGCAACGUGGGGGUCACUAGAAGAGAGAACAUUGACACAAAGGAUAACACCUAUCCCUAUGAAGAUGGUGCACGAACAAGCAACGAAGUUGUCGUUGGUCACCCGGUUGGAUGGCACAAACUAUGUUUCCUGGUCCACGAAGUGCAGUCUGUUCUUGCGCGUCUGGGGCAUAUUAAUUUUAAAGCAUUACAGCAAACUGCUAAAUUAGCAGAAGGAGUCAAAUUAAAGCCAUGUAAUAAAUAUCUAAACUGUAAUGUUUGCAAUAAGAAAAAAAGUAAGGCUACUCCUGCAAACAGGCUAAACAGUUUUAAAACUAAGAAACCUUUAGAGGUUGCAUUUGCCGAUUUAAUUGGUCCUAUGAAACAAAGUAUCAGAGGUGCUCGUUAUGUAUUAAGUAUUAUGGAUCACUAUUCUAGAUAUGGUUUCUGCUGUUUACUAAUGGACAAAACAGAAACGUUCCAGCAAUUUUAUAACUGGAUGAAAUUUGCUGAGAGGAAAACAAAACUUAAAGUAGUUACCAUUGUAACUGAUAAUGGAACUGAAUUUAUAAACCAGAGUUUUCAAACUAUGGUUAAGCAAACUGGAAUUGAGCAUAAACGUGCCACUCCUUAUAGGCCACAACAUAAUGCAUUUGUGGAACGGAGAGGACAAUCAUUACAGGCAAUAGUACGAACAAUGUUGUCAGAUUCAGGUUUACCGGACAAACUAGGGGGGGAGGCAAUGAUGUGUGGUAACCAUAUUCUUAACAACGUAGUUAAUGCAUCUACUGGUGAAUUACCAUUUACUAGGUGGCAUGGCAAGAAACCUGACCUUAGCUACCUACACACAUUCGGAGCUCCUGCAUGGGUUCAUAUUCCUGCACAAGUUAGACUAAAGGGACAACAUCGAGCUCGACAAUUAAUAUUUGUGGGUUAUAACUCUAACCACAAAUCAUAUAGGUUUUGGGAGCAAGGCACAACUAAGCUGUACCUUAGUGCUAAUGCUAAAUUUCUAGAAAAUGUUGGGUGGAAUAGACUAGAAACCAACGAUGAAGUAGUCAUUGACACCCAAGAAGACCAUGAGAAUAGGACAGAAAUACCACAAUCAAGUGAUGAAGGGAAGGUGUCUACUCAGGAGGAGGAGAUGACAAUUUGGAUUGGUUUUUGCUUCCUAUUCCUGAUUACUUUUUCUGCAGAGAGGGGAUUAUCCACACAGGAGGAGACAGAAACCAGCUGCUGCGCACAGCUGAGGAGCUCAGCACAAUGUGGGGGUGACAAGAUUGUUCUCCAGGGCCAGGCAGGGAUACCUGGAAUUCCAGGUGUGCCAGGAACAAAUGGACUUCCUGGAGCCAAGGGUGAGCCAGGACCUCAGGGCCCUCCAGGUGAAAAGGGCUCUGCUGGGAUACCUGGAAAAGCUGGACCAAAGGGAGACAAAGGAGACAAAGGAGAUAAUGGGGAACCCUGCCGCUCAGGAGGCUGUCAGCAGGAAGGGGGAAGAGCCAGAAAUUGCAAGGAGCUCCAUGAACAAGGAGAGACGCUCACUGGCUGGUACACCAUCUAUCCAAUCACAGGGAAAGCAAUGGUGGUUUUUUGUGACAUGGAAAUAGAUGGAGGGGGCUGGUUGGUCUUCCAGAGGCGCCAGGAUGGCUCUGUCAAUUUCUACCGUAACUGGGAAUCAUACAAGAAAGGAUUUGGGAGGCAAGGAUCAGAAUUCUGGUUGGGCAAUGAUAAGAUCCAUCUUCUCACCAGUUCUGGGACACAGCAAUUGCGAAUUGAUGUGGAAGAUUUCAACGGUUCCACAACCUUUGCAACAUAUUCCAGUUUCAGAAUUGCAAAUGAAAGUGAAAAAUAUAAGCUAAGUUUGGGCUCCUAUUUGGAUGGCAACAUGGGGGAUUCUUUCUCAGGACAUAAUGGCCUGGCAUUCUCUACAAAAGACAAAGACAAUGAUGCCCAUAAAUCUGGAAGUUGUGCUGCAAUGUACAAGGGAGGUUGGUGGUAUGGUGUCUGCCACACUUCCAACCUGAAUGGCCUGUAUCACAAAGGGGAACAUAGCUCUUAUGCUGAUGGCAUCAACUGGGCUGCUGGGAAGGGGCACCAUUAUUCUUACAAAUAUGCGGACAUGAAAAUUAGACCUCAAUAGAUGAAAUAUCAGUAUAUUCUGGAUUGUUUAACUCUGAUUGCUGAAUGAACUUAUUAUUAUGUGAAUAUCCUCCUGAAUUCUGUUCCUGAAAAAAGAAGAUUAAAUAGUGGCUAUCCAAA